Messenger RNA from Hevea brasiliensis (rubber tree), 943 nucleotides. RefSeq lists its product as uncharacterized. NCBI's taxonomy places the organism in Eukaryota, Viridiplantae, Streptophyta, Magnoliopsida, Malpighiales, Euphorbiaceae. The record is from RefSeq and is a predicted model, not a curated record. The transcript has 9 exons. The coding region runs from base 102 to 755 and encodes 217 amino acids.
UGUCACUUCGACGACAUGCCGUUUCACCAAGAAUAAAGCCAGCAGCAAUUGAAAACUAUAUAUUCAUUAAAAAAAAAAAAUUACUCAGCUCCUAUUCACCAAUGUCGUCUUUCUCUUUGAAAAUCACAGGCUGCUGUAUCCUCUCGUUGCAUCACCUGGGUUUCAACGACCUCCCCUGCAACUUCAUUUCUGGCGUUUCAAGGCAUUAUAACCUGCAGAAGUUGGAGAAUUCUUCGCUGCAUUGGAGUCAUACUCGACGUCUCUGCUCAGUUAACGGCGAAAGCAACGCUUAUGGUUCGUCAAAUCCUGACAUCUCUACUUCUAACGUUGAAGGUUCGAGGGAGAAAACCAAUAAUGGUCAAGAAUCACUCACAUCCAGCGAGAUACUGAAGAAACUGAAGAGAUAUGGAAUUUCUGGAAUAUUGUCCUAUGGGCUUUUGAAUACUGCAUACUACCUCACAACCUUUCUGUUGGUGUGGUUUUAUGUUGCUCCAUCUCCUGCAAAAAUGGGUUACUUCGCUGCUGUUGAAAGAUUUCUGAAAGUGAUGGCCAUGGUGUGGGCAGGGAGUCAAGUUACUAAGCUUGUAAGAGCUGGAGGGGCCCUUGCUCUUGCACCUUUUGUUGACAGAGGAUUGUCAUGGUUCACUGUCAAAUUUAAGUUCGGGUCUGAGGGGAAGGCUUUCAUGGCACUUGUUGGAGUCUGUUUUGGACUUGCCUUCAUCUUAUUUUUGGUAGUGACGUUGCUUUGGGCAUAGAGUUUUUUUUUUCUAAAUUUUGUUCAUGUGCAGUUAGAUAGAAUUCUCCUUUUUCAGGGGGAAAAAUGUCAGUUUCCUUGUUUGCUGACACCCCUACAUCACUACAUACAGGAGAUAGAGUAUGCGAGUUGUUCCAACUUUUGCCUUUAACCCCACGUAAAAAUUAUGAAAUACACGUUCAACAUGAA